AUGAUUAUUUUUGUUCCUUUCAUUCCGCGUUUAAUCUUUCUUCAAACACUUUUCUUUUAUUCUUUCACUUCUUACAUUGUAGCCAAAUUUUCUUCCUUCCAUUUACUUUUCCUUUCGUUUCAUUCAUUCGUUUUUCGUUUUUCGAGGUCUUCUUUUGUCUCAUUUCUUUCUUUUUACACUUUUCUGCUUUUAAAACAAUUGUUUGGUGUUUCAUAUCGUUCUUUCUUCCUUCUUUCUUUCUUUCUUUCUUUCUUUCUUUGGGAGGUCUUUUGUCUCAUUGUCUUUCUUUUACACUUUUCUGCUUUUAAAACAAUUGUUUGGUGUUUCAUAUCGUUCUUUCUCCCUUCUUUCUUUCUUUCUUUCUUUCUUCCUUUCUUUCUUUCUUUCUGUUUAUAUCCUUGUUUCGCUCUCUCAACUUUUCGCCAUCUUACUCUUUAUCUUUCACUCUUUUCCUGUUUGUUACAUAUCUUUUCAUAA
Acanthosepion pharaonis is the source of this 477-nucleotide messenger RNA. The record is from the annotation of a GenBank genome assembly. NCBI's taxonomy places the organism in Eukaryota, Metazoa, Mollusca, Cephalopoda, Sepiida, Sepiidae.